UAGGACCAAGCGUUUGUAGUUUUAUUGGACGUUAGCGUAAAUUCGCCGCAAUGGCGGAGGGAACCGCAGUUGCUGUCGGAGCUGGGGUCGAUGUAAACACAGCUGGAAACCCAACAGAAAUUGCAAUGGCUUAUUUACAAGUCGAGAAGACUGAUGGAGACAUGGCGAACCUGAACCUGGGAGAACUGGACCUCACCACCGAUGAAUUUAUCUUGGAUGAAGUGGACAUUCACAUUCAGGCCAAUCUUGAAGAUGACCUCGUGAAGGAGGCGCUCAAAACGGGCGUUGACCUCAGGCAGUACUCCAAACAGGUGGAGGCAGAGCUGCAGAGGAUCGAACAGGCCUCCAUCAAAGACUACAUCAAGGAGAGUCAGAACAUCGCUCUCCUGCACAACCAGAUCACCGCCUGUGACUCCAUACUGGAGCGUAUGGAGGGCAUGCUGAGCGGCUUCCAGAGCGACCUGUCCUCCAUCAGCAGUGAGAUCCAGACUCUGCAGCAGCAGUCGGUCAGCAUGAACGUCCGGCUGAAGAACAGGCAGGCCGUACGCAGCCACCUCAGCCAGCUGGUGGACGAGCUGGUGGUGCCCGGAGCCAUGAUCUCCACCGUCAUGGAAAGCCCCGUGACGGAGCAGGAGUUCCUGGAGCAGCUCCACGAGCUCAACAACAAGAUCAACUUCGCCAAAGAGCUGAGCUUCAGAGAGACGCUGGCCUGCUCCGACAUCCAGGACAUCGUGGACCGCCUCAAACUCAAGGCUGUAUCAAAGAUCAGAGAGUUCAUUCUCCAGAAGAUCUACUCCUUCAGGAAGCCAAUGACCAACUACCAGAUACCACAGAACACUCUGCUCAAAUACAGAUUUUUCUACCAGUUCCUUUUGGCCAACGAGAGGACUGUGGCGAAAGAGAUCCGGGACGAAUACGUGGACACGAUGAGCAAAAUUUACUACAGUUACUUCAAGUCGUACAGCGGCAGGCUGCUCAAAGUGCAGUAUGAGGAGGUGGCAGACAAAGACGACCUGAUGGGGGUAGAAGACACAGCCAAGAAAGGUUUCUUCUCCAAGCCGUCAUUGAAAAGCAGGAACACCAUCUUCACUCUGGGCCAGAGGGGGGCCAUCCUGAGUCCCGCCGAGCUGGAGGGGCCAAUCCUGGUUCCACACACAGCUCAGAGAGGAGACAGCAGGUAUCCCUAUGAGACGCUGUUCCGCAGUCAACACUACGCUCUGCUGGACAACGGCUGCAGAGAAUACCUCUUCCUGUCAGACUUCUUCAUGGUGGCAGGAAACUCCGCCCUCGACCUCUUCAACAGCAUCAUGGGAAAAACUCUCAGCAUGUUCCUGAAGAGCAUGUCCACAUAUGUGUCCGACUGCUACGACAGCAUCGCCGUCUUCCUGUGUAUCCACAUCAUCCUCAGGUUCAGAGCCAUCACCGCCAAGAGGAACAUCCCCGCUCUCGACAAGUACUGGGAGGCGGUGCUGGAGCUGCUGUGGCCAAGGUUCGAACUGAUUCUGGAAAUGAACAUCCACAGCAUCCGAAACACUGACCCUCAGAAACUGGGAGUGCUGGACACCAGACCGCACUACAUCACUCGUCGUUACGCGGAGUUCUCGUCAGCCAUUGUCAGCAUCAAUCAGACGUUUCCCAACGAGAGGACCAACACUCUGCUGGGACAGCUGCAGGUUGAGGUGGAAAACUUUGUGCUGAAGAUGGCGGCGGAGUUUCCCUCCAGACGAGACCAGCUCAUCUUCCUCAUCAACAACUACGACAUGAUGCUCGGCGUUCUCAUGGAGAGGGCAGCAGACGACAGUAAAGAGGUAGAGGGUUUCCAACAGCUGCUCCUGGCCAGGACACAGGAGUUUAUCGAGGAGAUUUUGUCUCCCCCCUUUGGAGGGAUGAUCGCCUUUGUGAAGGAGGCCGAGGCACUGAUGGAGAAAGGGCAGCUGGACCGACUGAAGAAUGAGGAAGCUCGGAUCACUCAGCUGGUCCGGGGGUUUUCCAGUACGUGGAAACAGUCGGUGGAGUCGAUGAGUCAGGACGUCAUGAGGUCUUUCACCAACUUCAAAAAUGGAACGAGCAUCAUACAGGGCGCUCUGACCCAGCUGAUCCAGUACUACCACGGUUUCCACAAGAUCCUGAACCAGCCGACGUUCCGCAGCCUGGCGGUCCGCUCCGAGCUCAUCAACCUGCACCACCUCAUGGUCGAGGUCAAGAAGCACAAACCCAACUUCUAACAGGAUGGGAUGCCUUUGUCUGAGGGGGGGGAAACCCACCCACCCCUGGUAAAGAAUCUGCUUCUUCAACAAACCAGAAACAUGAGCAUGAUACAUGGAAAAACAUCUGGAGUCUGGAGAUGUGGAUUCCCUCCAGAUGUGUGUAAAUUUUUGGAAAGCAUUAACUCCAGCUAAAGAACAAGUGGUGUGAUGGAUCAGUAAGGGCAGAUGAGGGGAAGUCCUCACCGGAUCUGAGUGGAAGUGUGUUUUUUGAUUAGAAUUCGAUGUCACUCUUUGACUGUAAAGAAACCUGCAGCCGAUCGACCACUCGUCCUCACUUUGUCACUCACAUUUCAGUCCUCAGACCUUCAUCAGGUGAAACCCACGCACUGCACACGACCAAAGUGUCACCCAUGAAGCGAGUACGUGUGAUCGAGGGGUGUGUUCGAGAUGCUGUGGUUUCUUUUCAGCCAACAACAAAACUUUGUAGUGUGCAAGAAACUGAACUCAUGACCAAGUGUGUUACAAAAAAGCCUAAAGUGACAACUAGUUCUUGCAUCAACGUAAAUGAAACUAAAUUUGCAAGUGAAAUAAUCAAAAACAGGAGUAAAAAUAAACAAAAGAAUUAUGAAAAUGAGCAUUUAUAUUCAAAUUACUGAUAGAGGUUCAGUACAGGAUGCAAAUUUGGACUUUUAUUAUGAAACACUGAGCAGACACUUGUUUAUUUUCACCUUUAUUUUGUAUUUAAAGUAAGACCAUGUACCUUUUUGUUAAACAACAACCACUUCAAGAAGAGUUGAAUUUGAGUUCAGGUGAUAUGAACUUUUCGUUUGUAUGUGGAAGAGUGUCUAAUUUCUUUUUUUCAAUAGGUGCAUAGUCUUGCUGUUUAUUCCAGUAAAAUAAAUCAUACAUUUGUAAAAAUUUAAUUUAUAACACUGCACUAGUGAGAGACGAACUCUUGCGAACACAUUACUUGAAAAACUGUCUUUUUUUUUUUUCUUUUUUUUUUUUUUUGGUGUGUGUUCAUGUGUUGCAGCUUCAGCGGGUGAGACUGGUCAUUAAAGUUAAAGAAUGUGAUAUUCUGUGGUUUUUCCUCUUGUCAUCAAAUCUCAGUUUAAAAGAGGCUCAGUAAACAGGAGGAAAUGCUGCAUUUUGUGGGGACUAUUUUCAGCGGCGGAUUAAUCCACAUUUGCUGCUGUAGUGGGUAUUUUGAGUAGCAGGCCGAUGUGUGUGGGAGUGAGUGAAAAUAAACUUGUGCACAGUGUGUGUUCAUGUAAUGAAGGCUGUCACCCAGUGCAACAGUGUGGCUCAGUGAUGUGUUUUUAAUGGUGUUUGGAAACAAUGGAGCUCUGGCUCAGAGGAGUCAGAUGCAUCAGACUGUCACACACACAAUAGGAGAUUAUCUGUGUUGGUUUUGGUCUGCGGAUGAGAUUUAAUGACUAUAAGAGGAGGUGUGUCCUGAAGUCGUGGUGUGCCUUUGCUCGUUUUAUCUCCAGUAGCCGUACAGAGUUCAUUGUGUUGCUUCUACUUGUCUGAAUCUGUCUGUGAAGUCAUUCCAACAGUCUGUGGAGUUUAACAAGGAAUCAUUGAAAUACAACAUG
This is a messenger RNA of Seriola aureovittata, 3805 nucleotides long. It is a transcript of the gene vps52, whose product is annotated as VPS52 subunit of GARP complex. The record is from RefSeq and is a predicted model, not a curated record. Gene Ontology annotation, biological process: retrograde transport, endosome to Golgi; lysosomal transport; endocytic recycling. Gene Ontology annotation, molecular function: syntaxin binding. Gene Ontology annotation, cellular component: GARP complex. The transcript is spliced from 20 exons. NCBI's taxonomy places the organism in Eukaryota, Metazoa, Chordata, Actinopteri, Carangiformes, Carangidae. The coding region runs from base 51 to 2225 and encodes 724 amino acids.